AUGGUUGGGCUACUCGACAUACCCGUAGAAAUUAUGCAAGCAAUAUUGGCUUGCUUACCCGCAGACUCUCUUCUUGAUCUAUCCCCGACUUGUUGUUUGCUCAACCACCUUUCCACGUCGGCACUACUCGAACAUCACGGAAUUCGGGAUCCUACGAACUGCACUUUUGAUCUUUACAAUGAUACCCCAGGGACCCCGUCAAAGGCUGACGCCCUAUCCGCCUUACUAGCGGGUCUUCAUAUCAAACGAAUGAAAUUUCUUCAGUGCAACCUCAAGACUUCCUGGUACUGGGGCGGGGGUUGGCCUGCUUCCCAACCUUUACGUCGACUCCACCGUCUCAUACAAAGAUUGUCUUCGAUCGAUGAGGUCGUCUUGUCUUUCGAUAUAUAUGGAGCGAUUGUCCUUGACGACGCAGAUCUGAAGUCUGGGAUAGAUAUCCUACAGAACCUGCUCAACAUGAUCAUAACGAAAUCAUGCAAAGUCCUUCGCAUCAUAAAUCCAGCAAGCUUUUUUGAAAAGAGUUACAUAUUUAAUCAACCGGAUAGUCGUUCCAGUAUCACUCAGACAUUCCGCCGAUUCGUCCACCGCAACGAUUCGCCAGAUUGGCAGUACAAGAGGGACAAUAGUAAAGGAACUCGUUUAUUCCUCACUUGCUCUCCUGCGGCUUUGCAGAAGGUUGCGCUCACCGAGAUCGAAAUUGAUGCCAUAAGCCUUUUCACGCCACCCUGUUCCAACUGGACGUUCACUAUGCUAAAGCAAUCUCGAGUUAAAACACUCACCGUCAGCCUCACAUGGCCCGAGUCAGGCUAUACACCAGCCGAGCGGUCCCUUAUACUCUCACGACUAGUGGCGGCCGUCCCAGCUUCAGUCAAAUUUUUGCGCGUCGUAAAAGUAACACACAUUCUCGAAACUCUAGGUUUUAUUGCUCAACUACCACUUCUUGACACGCUUGACUUUUGUCCUUGGCCAUGGCAAGUGGGGCUCUUGGACGAAUCCACCACCACGUCCUUCCCUAUUGUUUUGAACAUGAAGACAAUGUGUUCCACCGCAGAGAUGCUCUUCUUUAUGUUUUCCAGGCCUUUGACUGCUCCGAGACUAAGAGAAAUCUUUUUGGCUUUCCAUAUUUAUAAAGAAGAAAUGUUCAACAUCACAACUACCGCCACCUCCAUCGCCCGACUUCGUGACUCUGUCGGGCCCAUGGUAGAUAUUUUACCGGCGGUCUUCAUGGACAGUGUUCCACCACCGAUGGAAUCUCUUUGCGAUGGAAUUCAACCAAUUUGCCCGAUAUGGGAGCAAGAAUUUUCCAAGUUCACAGCUGUGAUGCUAGUCGGCCAAAUAACCCUACUAGACAGUCCCAACACAUUCCGAAUUAUUUUGGGAGUGUUGACGCUGUUUUCUGGAAUAAGUGGACUGUUAAUCAAACUUAGGCCAAGUCCGAAAGUCGAUCCCACUCCCAUCCACCUUGAGCCUUGGAUGGUGAGGGCCAUUUUAAAUCGAUCUCCGAACAUUACAUCCAUUGUCUUCAACAAAGUUGCCCAGAGGAUAAUUUCAUGA
Laccaria bicolor S238N-H82 is the source of this 1554-nucleotide messenger RNA. RefSeq lists its product as uncharacterized. NCBI's taxonomy places the organism in Eukaryota, Fungi, Basidiomycota, Agaricomycetes, Agaricales, Hydnangiaceae. The record is from RefSeq and is a predicted model, not a curated record. The transcript has a single exon. Bases 1 to 1554 code for a protein of 517 amino acids.